UUCUUCCUCUCAAAUAAUUUUUACUGGCGCAUUGUAAAGAUCGAUUUCAUGUAUUUUUUUCUUUACUUAAUAUGCGUUACAAGCGCAUUGCCAAUACCUUUUUUGAACUUUGAACAUUAUUCCUUAAGAGAUUUAAUUGAUGACGAUGAAGGACCGAAACAUCAUAAUUACGUAGCAAUGACACGAUUUCUGGAUGAAAUUUCACGUGAAUAUCCAAAGAUAACGCAUAAAUAUAGCAUUGGUAAAUCUGUGAAAGGUAGAGAGUUGUGGGUAAUGAUUGUCAGCGAUAAUCCUGCAAAGCACGAAAUUCUUGAACCUGAGUUUAAAUACGUUGCAAACAUGCACGGCAACGAAGUUGUGGGCAGAGAGUUGUUGUUAAAACUUAUUGAGCUUUUAUGUCGAGGGUAUGGAAAAAGCUCACGACUUACAAGACUAGUUGAUGAAACUAGAAUGCAUUUUAUGCCUAGCAUGAAUCCAGAUGGUUAUGAAUUGGCCUAUAAAGAUGGUGGAGUAGAUUGGCUUUUAGGUCGUAACAAUGCAAACGAUGUAGAUCUUAAUCGAAAUUUUCCUGAUCAAUUUUUCCCGCAUGAUAAUAAACCUAGGGAACCUGAAACUAACAUAACAAUGGCUUGGAUUUUAAGACAUCCUUUUGUUUUAUCUGCUAACUUGCACGGCGGAUCACUAGUAGCUAAUUACCCUUUUGACGACAACCCAUCCGGUCAAACGGAAUAUACACCAUCUCCUGACGAUGAUGUUUUUAAAGCACUUGCAUUAACGUACUCAUACGCCCAUCCAUACAUGCACUGGGAUGAUCCACCAUGGGAGUGCAAAGGUGUUCCUCCAGAUCAUUUUAAGCAAGGUAUUACAAACGGAGCAAAAUGGUAUAAUGUAGCUGGAGGGAUGCAAGAUUUCAACUAUGUUGAAGCUGAUACUAUGGAAAUAACUUUAGAACUUGGCUGUAAUAAGUUUCCAGAUGCAAAAGAUCUACCAAGAUAUUGGAAAGAAAAUAAGGAAGCGUUGGUGAAGUUUAUUGAGCAGGUUCACAAAGGCAUCAAAGGAAUUGUUCUUACAGAAGCCGGACAACCAGUUGACGGUGCUGAAAUUCAUGUAGAUGAUCGAUCGAAAUUUAUGAAAUCACAAAAAGGUGGAGACUUCUGGCGUAUCUUGUUGCCAGGUAAAUACGACAUCAAGGUAACAAAAAAAGGUUUUAAACCAUCCAUCAAAACUAUAGAGGUAGAGGAAACAAUACCUACAAUAGUUAAUUUUACAUUAACUGAAGAAAAGGAAUGUUGGGAUAAAGAUAACUGCCAGCAAGUUCCUGCCCUUGAUCCCAUGGAAACAAAUAAUCAACGAAUACUUUCAUUUUUACAAAGAGGUUUGUUUUCUCAACAGGAGCAAGACCUCGAACAAAGACUUUUUAGUAACAACGCUCUACAACCAUGGCAGUCAGAUCUACAAUCAUUUACAGGGAUUGACAUGAAUGAAGCUAAUUCAGAAACUAGGCCAAGCCUUUCAAGCUUACAAUUGCAAUUAAAAAAUAUAGAUGAUUUGGCAAUGUCUCCGUCUUAUGAACAGCAGUAUGAUGACCUCAAUCACAUGAUGGAUACAAUUAACUUAAAGCAUCAAGAAUAUUUAAGCGAGUAUACAGGCGACGAAGCCUGAAAUUAUUUUUUUUAACAAAUUAAUAUAUUUUGUUUGCAGCAUAAUAAUAGUUACAUAUUCAAUAAUUUAAAAAAUUAUUGCUGUAAAUUUUUUAGUUAUAUAUUUAAAUGUUUAAAGCAUAAAAAAUUGAGAACCCACAUUUUUGCAAUUUG
Hydra vulgaris (swiftwater hydra) is the source of this 1814-nucleotide messenger RNA. RefSeq names its product carboxypeptidase D. Gene Ontology annotation, biological process: protein processing; peptide metabolic process. Gene Ontology annotation, molecular function: metallocarboxypeptidase activity; zinc ion binding. The record is from RefSeq and is a predicted model, not a curated record. NCBI's taxonomy places the organism in Eukaryota, Metazoa, Cnidaria, Hydrozoa, Anthoathecata, Hydridae.